Molecule: messenger RNA, 8145 nt
Organism: Ornithodoros turicata
Lineage: Eukaryota; Metazoa; Arthropoda; Arachnida; Ixodida; Argasidae
Product: GATA-binding factor 6-B-like
Exons: 7
Coding region: 4096-4743 (215 amino acids)
Biological process (GO): cell fate commitment; negative regulation of transcription by RNA polymerase II; positive regulation of transcription by RNA polymerase II
Molecular function (GO): RNA polymerase II cis-regulatory region sequence-specific DNA binding; DNA-binding transcription factor activity, RNA polymerase II-specific; zinc ion binding
Source: RefSeq, a predicted model, not a curated record
CCAAGCAGCCAGCCACCAUCAGAGGCGCUGGCGUCAGCCAAUGGCGGCGUGCUCGAAGUCGACAUGUGUUGUUAUAAAGUGACACAACUCCCAAAAUUGUGGUUCUAAAAUUAUUUCAAGUUCGCGAUAAAUAUCCCUAAACAUUCCUUCAGCUCACCGUCGCUACAAAUCUUUCGGUGGACGCUUCUGUCGUCGGUACAACUGGUCCUGCAGCUGGAAUGUUUACAAACCGUGGUAUCAAAAACUCGUAUUGUGUUUAUUGUUCUAAUAUUGGUACUGCUUCUGGUGAAAUACAAGUGGUUCAAACACCGCGGCAGUUCGUGAUGCUGUGUCUUGUCGAGAAAUCGGAUUGCUUCGAUCGGCAAGUUCUGAGGAAACAUCUGUUAUGCUUGGCACUGUUGUAUACAAAAGAGGCGACCCUCUCCACGAAACAAAGGUGCGAGGUUUUACCCGCCACACGGAGAAAAUCCGCCGAAGAUUUCGCAGCUUUUUACCGACUCACAUAAGUACCUCUGUCAUUUGAUGUCGGUCUUUUCAGUUAUUCUCUGUCGUGCCUUGAAUGUAACUGGAUAUCGAUUUACUAUUCGAGUAUAUUGGCACGAUUCCAAGAUCCAUAAGCAGUUACUUGGCAACCAGUAAUGUUUCAGGAAAUCUGACAUUUCGCGCGAUGUUGUUUAAAAAAGUAUGUUUUUAGUAUUUUGAUUGGCGCGAAAAUUCGUGAUGCUCGCAAAUGCGUAUUUAAUACGACUUAUUAGUUCCAUUCAGUUUGUGUGUUGUCUACAGUUCACCCUAGCUCAAGCGUGUUUUUCUAAUACAGUGCUGUAUUUCCUUUCCCUGCUGAUGUAUAUUGCUACCUUAUUUGGCACGCUGAAUGCACCUUUAUUUGCAUAAUGAUAACCAUCUCAUUCAAAAAUCUGAGCUGGAAUCCCAAGUGUAUCCACUUGGGUUCGAACUCGAAUUUCUGCCUGGGAUGAGCAAAAUUAUAAACGUGUUCGGUUUAAACAGCACCUUGCAAUGCUACUUGCGAUUAAAGAGCACAUUGCGAGGCCACCUUCACAUUUUUUUCCUUCCUGAUUACAUUUGAAAUCAUGCUCGCAGCAAAAAUAAAGUUUCAGGGAAAAUUGGCGCAUUAAAAUUAUUGCUAUAUCAAAGAUUUGCAAAGCUCAUCAGCACUGAUAGUUAUAACAAUAAUUGGGGGUUUACGUAGAGAGACAACCGAGAUCAUGACGCCACAGCGGUCGGUCUGUGGAUUGCUUUUGCACACCCGAGGGCUCUUUAACAUGCGAUGAAAGUUCACGAAACGGUGCCCCGUAUUUAACGUCCCUUGCGAAAGACAGAGUGUCUAGGCAUCUUGUACCCUGCCACCAAGUAGCUGGCGCCCAUGGCUGGGUCCGAACUAUACAGGGUGUUUGCUCUAACGUGUCCAGAAAUUUUAUUGAAAGGGAGUGAUAAAAGAAAACAAGUGCUACUUUUAAGCUACUUGACUAAGUAACAGGUGCUACUAGUGAAGCAGUACCUGUUUCUUACUCAAGUAGCAGAAAAGUACCACUUGCUUUUCUUUUAUCGCUCGUUUUAUAUAGUAAACGUUGUAUAGUAAACGUAAAGUAAUAUAUAGUAAACGUUGAGAUAAAUGGGAGACAGAAGACGAAAGUAGGGGAAGUAACAAAAAAAGGUUUAUUAGAACUUAAAAGUUAUAAAAGUUAGGGGUGACAGAAGCUCCACCUUCUUCAGGACGAAAUAGCUAAAUGUGGCCACGAGGCUGAUAAGGGGCUUGUCAAGGGGCUGUUUUUUGUUACUUCGCCUACUUUCGUCUUCUGGCUCACAUUUAUCUCAACCUUCACUAUAAUUACGUAGCCGUCCGACCCAAUUUAAACUUUUCAAGAUAUAUAUAUAUAUGUAAGGGGAAAAAUUAGCCGGAGCUCUUUGGCUGCACGUAUAGCAUAUGUUUGUAGGUGCUCAAACGUCGCCAUGCCAGUGCUGACCUUCCAGUACUAACCUGUCCAGUACUGGCAUGGCGAUGUUUGAGCACUUACAAAUAUAUAUAUAUAUCUUUUACACAUUACUGAUUUAAAAAUUACCUCAGCACGUGUUCGUUGAUUCCAACUAUUAAUGCUAUGCGCGACAGCUGUAGGUAAUACUGUCAUCACGCAAUCAGAAACUUGCAUUUGUUCGAGUGGCUUGAUUUAUCGCUUGUUAGUACUGUGGGCACCAGGCUAUGCAUCUGCAAAAUUAUGCAAGGAUAUGCAAUACAUACAGGGUGUUCAAAAUUAAGCUUUCACUAGCACUUUAUAAAUAGGCGAGCAAAAGAAAACUGGUGCUAUUUUUCUGUUCCUUGAGUAAGGAACAGGUGCUACAUAAUUAGCAGCACAUGUUUCUUACACAAGUAGCGUAAAGUUAUCAUCCGGUUUCCUGUCAUCGCUGUGUUUGCAUAGCGCUCGUGAAAGCUUAAUUUUGAACACCCUGUAUUUACUGUCAAAGUUUUCGCUGUCCUAUCUUCAUGCCUGUCUAGACAACAUAUUUACCAAAGAUAAGGUGCGGGUUGGACACGCAGUAAUUCCAGAUAAAGCAUACCAAAUCUCUGUAGUAUUGUGAAUACUGCACCUGCACAAUAAUAUAUUUUUUGUUUCAAUGUGAUUAGUAGCCAGCAUAUAAAAAACUGCUGAUACUUUUAUAUUUUUAAUGGAAAAUGGAAAUGAUAACUACUAGGCUAAACAAAUUUAAAAGCUGCCUCAAAAUGUUGCAGAACAUGCAAUUUUUCGUGUCUCUCAGACAAAGCGGCAAGCAAAAAUCCUUGUAUUGAAAUGGCUUAAUAAAAGAGGAAGAAUUGUAGUCGUUGAAUAGUCUCUACAUUGUGAGAUUUCACAUAUGCCUCCUGCCUUCGGUAGUGCCUCACUGAAAUCGUACAGCCAUCACAUCCCAUACUGGUGUUUUUCACUCCUGAUUCAGUUUUACAGGCAGCAACACUGGGAACUUGCCAUACUAGUCAAGGAUGAAGUAGGGGAAGCCCUCAUCAAGCCACUAUGUUGUCACGUGGAGAUCUGCGUGCCACUAUCCGCACACACUUCCGUUAUUGCAGACUGCAGUGCACGUUAUUUAAAAAGUGUUUAGAUACUUGUUUAAGUCAGUACAGAAACAGUACAUGAAAGGACAGGAGUCUCUUGUAUGUGUGUCCUGUCUUUUCCUGUGUCCUGUCCCUUCGUGUGCCCUGCGCUGGGAUGUGCAAAUAUUACCGAUUUUAACGAGUUACUUGUUCAGGAAUGAUUACGACAAUGGCAGCUGCAGCUGAGAAGGGACAUAUUAGUGAAAUGUAUUAUCUCAGUGGUGUCUGUGUGCCCCAGCAGUUGUGAAGGUUACGUGCCUGUUGUUACACGUCCAGUGUUUGUUCUUGUGCACAGAAGUUGUGCCGUAUGUCGCAAUUUGUGCAGUGUGCGUAGCUGUAUGUGUGGAUGCUGAAUGACUGAACGAAUGUGCAUGUGCUCUCGUAUUCUGGUUGCACUCGGUUAUCCUGCAAAGGUUGUAGAAAUGAAACCCGUGAAGGCGUUUGGGAUGUUUCCGUAUUGGUUGUGUCCGUCUUGACCUAACUUCAUUGCCAAAGCAUUGAGGGUGACAGCAACAAGGGGGCUUCUGCUCAGCGUCAGACAUCUGGAUAUAUCAAUAGCACAGAACAAGUCUCUGUUUACUUUCAAUACAUGCUGUUCACUCACGAUGAAAGACGUUGCCACUUGAGUUCUUUUUCUUGAGCAUGGUAAGUACUAUCAUAUUUGCCCACAGUGACCUUGCUUAUUGCAGUAAGGUGCUUAAGAUUGUUCUUGCGGUACAUAAAAUGUGCUUUCUGCUUCUUCCCCUCUUUUGCAGGCCAGGAUCUGGAAGUGUUCCUGAUUCACGCUGUUAGCGCUUGACAGGACUGCGCCAUUACUAUAUUGCUCGUUAGAUAUUGUCUAGCAAGAUGAAACUCAAAUAAGAGGUGAGUCACCAGAAUACGCUGGAUUUGGCGACCCACGCGAAUGCGUCAAUUGUGGCGCCAUCUCUACGCCCUUGUGGCGCAGAGAUGGCACAGGUCACUACCUCUGCAAUGCCUGCGGUCUUUAUCACAAGAUGAAUGGCUCUACGCGACCGGUCGUCAAGACACAGCGCCGAGUGGAACCAGCUCUGCGUGGUCUCCAGCUCUCUACUGUCUACGCAACAGAAUUUCCCGGGCUAAAACUCUCACGAGAUAUCUCAUCCCAAGAGCCCAGUAACGUGUCCCGGCGGAUGGGCUUGGUCUGCUCCAACUGCAACACGACCACAACCACUCUGUGGAGACGAAACGAGGAAGGAGAGCCCGUCUGCAAUGCUUGUGGCCUGUACUUUAAACUACACAAUGUGAAGAGGCCCCUGGCGAUGCGCAAAGAUGGCAUCCAGACACGUAAGCGGAAACCAAAAGGAAAAAGUCCCCAAGACUGCAAAGUAGGCCUCAUUCCUGAGAACCUAACCCUAGCAAUCAAGACUGAGAAAGAAGACACAGGGUCAAAAGGUGGCGAGGAAGAAGACUGCACGGUUCCGCGCCUCAUCUUUUGUACCUCGCUGGCACCGUCUGCGGGGAGCAGCAAUUCCUCGGGGUCGUCCUUGGCCAUUCUGCCCCUCUCCACGGAGAAGCCCUGGCCCGAAACAACCACCAGCGUCGAGGGCCAACCAUCUGAGAGUGCAGAAGGCAGCGACUCCAGUAAGAAUUGCGUCUCUCCAAGGAUUGUGGGAUUGCCCUGAAAGUCCUUCUCACAGCUGCACCAUGCUAGGAAAGGUUGUGUGCAAAAGAAGGAAGAAAAACGAAACAGCCUUAGCGGGGUCUCUCAGUGGCUGUGAUGUCACCAAAGCUUGUGAUAUCAGCACGACGUCAAGAUGCUUUCCUUUUUUGUUUUCCUUCAGGAGUUUCUGUCUUCUCUCUCUUUCUCACUCGUGCUCGGGGACAUGUGGUACUUCCAUUUUGUUUUUCUGGUUCUUUCUUUCAUCGAGGCUUGUGCAGUGUAGUUGCAGUUCUAGCUUGCGGAGUGUUCAUAUGUGCGCGCUCGUUGAAGGGAAGCUGAAGUUGAGGUUUUGUGAGAAUUCAUUGAGGGACUGUCAGCUUCUGUCGCAUUCUCUUAGUUGUGCUGCGUUGAGACCUUGAGGCCAGCUCCGAAUUUCGGAGUGUUGUACAGUUAUGCACGGUCUAGAGCAGGGACAAUGGCCAGCAAUUAAAGGGACACUGAAGUGCAAUAAUUUCUCCUCGUGGAAUGAAAGGUUUUAGUGCUAUGCUGACACCAAAACGGAAGUAACGGGAGUAAUCUGUUGGAUUGUGCGUGAUUUUUUAGCAAAAGCACCUACAAUUUACGCUCUCCUCAAGCAGGCAGACAAUAUGUCUAAUCACGAUGGGAGAUUGUUUCAGGAGACUAAUCUGAGCCCUCUGCGCAUUGUCGGGCUUCUUCAGACAAAGAGAGAGAGAGAGAAAGGAUACCUCGCAGUUUCUUUUACACAUCAAUCACAAAUGAUGCAACAGAUAGACCCAGUUUCGCUUGUGUUGGGGCUGAGGCAAUGGCAUCUUAAUAUUUUGUGAGGAGAAAGUUUUGCACUUUAGCAUCUCUUCGAGUAAGAACAGUAGAAGAUUCACAUUUCAUUAUAUUGACAGGGACGUUUCUGUUAGUCAUGCAUUUCCGCUUUGUGUGAAAAGAAAGGCUCUGUUGACAGACCAGCGAAGCUACCUCGUAGUUUGUGUUCUGUUGCAGGCCUUGAGAUUUUUGGAUCAAAGAUAAGUGCACUGGCAAUUGUCCCAACUGGGAAGGAAUGCUGCAUAAUACAUAUUUAUGGCUCCGACAGGUGGGGGGGCCCGGUGUUGUGGUCCCUGCACAGCCCUUCUUGCGAGACAAGUUUAUAUAUUAUGAUGUUUGCAGGCCAUAUGAGCUCGAACAGACUGUGGAAUGUAUCAUUGUGUAUGCUGUUUCACACUCAGUAAUAGCAACUAAUUCUUAUCUCUCACAUAGCCUUAAUUUCGGUUUCCCUUUUGGCAAAUACUCACGCCCGUCUAGGCAAUAGAUAUUAGAUGCUCCACUGAGGUAGAAUACAGCAUGUUUUCUUUUAUAUUAUAUACACACAUGUGGUUGUAAGUGUUGUCCUUUAAAUAUCACACAGUUCACUACCUUUGAGAUUAAUUUUUUUUUUUCUUCUGUAUAUCGUAAGCCUCUUUUUGCAUUUUUUGUUUUAUAAAGAGGUUGCUCCUGCAAAGAAGGAAAUGAAGCAGUUUUUGCAUUAGGAAAGUGACAUUUCUGCUUCUGGUAAGGCAGAGGUUACUCAAUUCUGAACUUGCAGUACACACACCAGGAAGAGCAACAUCUGGGUAAUUUUUUCUCAAGAGAAGUUGCAGGGAAGCGUAAACGUACCAAGGAGUUUGGUCAAGAAUGUUUUAGAGAUGAAAUAAAAUAUAUUACGGUGCUAAAAGUGACGGUACAGACUAAUCUUAUUUUUGCGAGAGGUCCAUCGGAGUGACUGAUAGCACAUUUAGAGUUUUACGAUGUGUGGCAGAAACUUUACGUAGCCGAACAACAUUAGCAGAUUGUAAAGGCUUUUAACUUAGACGGGUAAAACCAAGUUUCGAGAGAUUAUCUUUCAAGUAAGUGUUGAUGGCGGAUGGCAACGAAGGGAAGUGGGAAACUGGGUUUUAACAGCUUUAUUUCAUUGUGUGCAACUCAUGUUCAAGGAGAUUCCUCUUCUUUUCAUUCAGCCAAUAUUUUUUUAGUGACCUCGAGGCAACAUUUUAGAAAUGACCACACAGCCAGGUUAUGCUCCUGAGAGAAAAAGUUACAGUACUUAGUUUCUUCGACGCUCGUGAAGCUUUUCUUUUUUUUGUCACCACAGCCAGUACUGAAUUUCUGCUGUAGUAUACAAAGGUUUUCCUUUUGUGGUGGUAGUAAUUUAUUACACAGUAUCUCUGCAUACAAGCUUUUGUGUUUUUGUAUUGUUAUCGUGUAUUAUGUUCACACAGACUAGAAGUGAAAACAAAACAAAACAUUUGUGUGUUUUACUAGUGUAACACAUUUUACGCACACAUCUGUCGUUCCUAGAAUGUUUUAAAGUUUUAUUUCCUUAGGAUACGCCAAGCGGCAACAAGUAGGUUCCAGGCAUCUUUUUGUUGUGGUGGCCACGCCAAUCACUUUUCUUUAUAAUUCAAUUGUUUAUCAACAGCCAAUGUACUACCUGGGAGUGUUUUAGCAGAGAGUGUUUUGCCACGUGUUGGUUUGUGACCGUGCCUGCGGUAAAAGAUUUAUAUUGACUGAUUUUGUGAGUUGCGUUAUUGUUCGUCAGGCCAUGUGAUAAAGUUAAAUUAUGAUAUGUACGUGUAGCUUUAAGUGUAAGCUAUGUGAUCUGAAACGUCGCUGUUGUAGCUGGAAAAGUCUGAGCUGCAGUCAAGGGUGGGGGGAAUUUUUGAAUGGGAGAGAAAUAGAGUAAAAUAGCUUGUAGUCUUUUUGCAAGGGUACUAAAAUUGUUUAAAAUAAUCGUAAAUCAUAAAAGAGGCGCGUAAAUAUGUAAAUACAGUAUGCAAAAAUGGUCCCUUAUCUUCUCCCUUAUCAGCACAUUUAGAUUGCUUCCCGUCUAGAUGGCAUACAGGUACUUUCAGGUGUUGAAGAACCGUAAAAGAGAUGCACCUGGAGGCAUAUCAUUGCACUGACUAAUUUAUACUUUUCUUGCGUUGCGUUUUGACUUUUUCAACCUGAAUUUGUACAAAAAGAAAAAAAAAGCUAUAGCAAAAAAAUCGGGCCAGAACUUCUAUUCAGGAGCCAGACAUGAUGGAAGUAGACUCAGAUUUGUUCCUGUUUAGAGAGAAAGAGUUGUUUUAAGAUUGCACUGGCUAUGUGGACGUAGAAUUUGCUGGACUUACUAAGAAUAUUUGUUUUCUUGCGCGUACGAGGGUAUGGUGUGCUGUCACAUAUUUUUGCAUCGGGGGUGUCCUUGUUUUGUUUCUUUUAGUAUCGUCUGCGUGCACCUCUAGACAUUAUCUUUGUUUCAUGCAUAACUUUAUGGAGCAUAUCUUUUUGAUAAAAUGUGUUGUACUCUACUAGCAUAUUUAAAAAUCUUGGUUGGAGGUACUUUUUGGUUCAAUAUGUGUAACGUAUUUAUAAUAAAGCAGCUAUAUCUUCAACA